Molecule: messenger RNA, 2170 nt
Organism: Achroia grisella
Lineage: Eukaryota; Metazoa; Arthropoda; Insecta; Lepidoptera; Pyralidae
Product: protein TAPT1 homolog
Exons: 10
Coding region: 233-2044 (603 amino acids)
Biological process (GO): positive regulation of cilium assembly; maintenance of protein localization in endoplasmic reticulum
Cellular component (GO): ciliary basal body; endoplasmic reticulum membrane
Source: RefSeq, a predicted model, not a curated record
CUACUUCUAGAGUGUUGUUCUUUCUCUCGUCUAUGGUUUGGUGUAAUAGCUUCAAUUAGAAUGCGUAGAGUAGAUUUUAGAUUACAAUAAGGAAAUUAGAAGUGAUUUGGAAUACAGGUAUUUCAAACAAUAAACACACUUGAGCAAUAUUAUGGAUCAGAAUAGUUUGUGAUUUUGUUAAUUAACAAUUGUUUAUAUAUUUAUUACUGUGACUUUUAACUGUUAAUUUAAUAUGAAAAAUGAAGAGUUGCAGGAACAUACCAAAAGAUUACGUUUUAAGAAUAUAACCAAUGUUCAAGAUUUUUCUGGGGAAGCGAGCUACGUUCCUAAAAGUACGCCAGAAAUGAAGAACAAAGAUGGAGAAAAAUCUUCAUUAUUUACAUUUUUGCAAGUUGAACUUACGCGAGGGUACUUACUUGAGCAUGAUGAAGAAAGAUUUUCUGCACGAAGAGAAAAAGUUUACUCCUUUAUAAAAAUACCCCAAGAGUUGGAGAAAUUCAUGGCAUAUGGAUUUUUUCAAUGUGCAGAUUCAUUGUUGUUUGUUUAUACAUUUUUACCAUUGAGGUUUAUUAUGGCUUUUUGGUCCUUCCUUAAUAGAUUAUUUAGGAAGUGUUUUGGAUUUUAUUCUAAUCAUCGAAAACAUAUAUUAAAACCAGCUGAAACUUGUGAUGUUUUGAAAGGAUUUAUCUUAGCAGCCUGUAGCAUUUUAAUGUGUUACAUAGACACAAAUAUGAUGUACCAUUUAGUGAAGAGUCAGAGUGUUAUGAAGUUGUACAUUUUCUACAAUAUGUUAGAAGUUGGUGAUCGGUUGUUUUCUGCUUUUGGUCAGGACACUAUAGAUGCUCUGUUUUGGACUGCUACAGAACCCAGAGAUCGGAGACGGGAACAUUUGGGUUUAAUACCACACUUAUUAUUUGCUAUGACAUAUGUCUUUCUUCAUAGCUUAUUAGUUUUAUUUCAAGCUACAACACUCAAUGUGGCCUUUAAUUCAAAUAAUAAAAGUCUUCUGAUUAUUAUGAUGUCAAAUAAUUUUGUGGAACUAAAAGGAAGUGUAUUUAAGAAAUUCGACAAAAACAAUCUAUUCCAAGUAUCAUGUAGUGAUGUCAGAGAACGUCUUCACCUGUCAGUAUUGCUAUUUAUAGUAGUGUUACAAACUAUGAAGGAGUACACGUGGCGCGAGGAACGAUUCUGGAUUUUGGCGCCAGACUGCGUUGUUGUUCUCACCUUUGAGGUCAUAAUUGAUUGGGUUAAGCAUGCCUUUAUCACUAGAUUUAAUGAAAUCCCUUAUGGCGUAUAUAGGGAGUAUACAGUGAGUUUGGCAUACGAUGUUGCUCAAACUAGACAGAAGUAUGCAUUUAGCGAUCAUUCCGACUUGGUGGCACGUCGAAUGGGCUUUAUCCCGUUGCCUUUGGGAGUCGUUAUUACGAGAGUGUUAGUUCACGCAGUAAAAGUUGACGGGUUUGCAGCCAUUUUCCUCAUAUUCCUAGCAUACCUCUGUCUAAUAUCUAUAAGAGUGUUGGUUUCUAUAGUCAUACUUGGUAAAGCUUGUGAUUUAAUUACACAACAUCAGAUGGAUAAGAAUGAGAGUCUUCAUACAACGCCUAAAAAAGAGCAGAAGGAGAUUACUAAAGAUACAACUUGUGCAUACAAAACUCCUGAUGUUGAAAUAACAACAGUAAAAAAACAAACACAAUUAAAGUUUCUGAUCCCUGAAGACGUAAUUAAGAGUGAACCCUUAGUGGAUGCUUCAGUGGGCGCGGCUGCUAUAUUUUCUAACAGCGCCAUUGAUCUUAAUGGCGUUUGUUAUCUUAACGAUAAAAUGAAUGUACAAGUUAAACAGGAGAGUGGCGAUUAUUUGGAACCGGAAGUGGCAGAUGUUAGCCGAAGUGCACCCGAUAUUAAGGCAGCUACCGGCGCCGAACCUACGCCGGAGUCGGUAGAGCGGCCCAACUCACCAGACUCCGGCGUGGAUGGUCUCAAACGACGUUCUGAGUCUGAGCCUAACUUAGUUAAGGCCGAGGAACACUACGACGACACCACGUAACAUCAUGUGUGCUGUUUGGUAUUCACUUUGACUUCUCUGUACUAGUCCAAUGUUGGGUAUUGAGUGAUGUGUAAAUUGGGAUUAAUGUAUAUAGAAAUAUGUUUAUAUAUAUAUAUUUAUAUAUAU